AUGGAUUACUCAAUGAGAAUUUCUGAUGGAUUUGAUGAAGAAGACAUCAAUGAUUCAAAUAAUGGUAAUCGAUCAUCCAACAUGCGUUUUACAAUCUAUCAGACAUCAAUACUUGAAAAAUACAUGGAACAAAAUUAUCAUCCAGAUAAGGCCCAACGAAGUCAAUUAGCUGAAGAGAUUGGGCUUGAGCCCAUACAAGUGAAAUAUUGGUUUCAAAACAGAAGAACUCUAAUGAAGAAACAAAAUAGUAGAGAAAAUAAUAAUGCUCUGCGUGUUGAGAAUGAUGAUCUUCUUCAUGAAAAUAUUCACUUGAAGGAGGCAUUGAAGGCCAAACUUUGCAGAACUUGUGGGGGUCCUCCAGUUGCUUCUAAAGAGCAUGAACUUUACAUGCAAAAUAUGGGAGAGCAAAAUACCAGACUUAAAGAAGAGGUUGAGAAAGCUUCCACUCUUUUAGCAAGGUACUCAAGGAAAGAGAUGUCACUAGAUGAGUUUAAGCAAUCUCUUGCUCAAACAAAAGCAAUUGCAAGAAACUUACAAGUUGAAAUUCCACUUAGACAAGAAAUUGGUGGAAGUUCAAGUCAUAAUCAUGGAAUGUUAGUGAAAGAACCAAAACCAAUUGGUGAUGUGGAAAAAUCAAUAAUAUCUCAAAUUGCAGCUAUUGCAAUGAAUGAAUUAGUGACACUUGUGCGUGUCCAUGAACCUUUUUGGAUGGAAUCUUCUAGUUUGGAAGAUGAGAUGCUAACUCUUUCUCAUGAAUUUUAUGAGCAAGCUUUUCCAAAACCAAAUCACUUCAAAGGUGAAAAUGUAGUUAAAGAAUCAUCAAAGUAUACUUCACUUGUCAACAUCAGUAGCAUGGCAUUAAUUGACAUGUUAUUGGACCCGAUGAAAUGGGCGAAGUUGUUCCCAACGAUUGUUUCAAAAUCCGAAAUAAUUAAAGUGUUUGAAAACGGAUCAACGGGAAAUCGAGAUGGAGCAUUGCAAUUGAUGUAUGAACAAAUGCAUAUUCUAUCACCUCUUGUGCAACCUCGUGAAUUUUCCAUCAUUCGCUAUUGUAAGCAAAUUGAUGAUGGAGUAUGGGUGAUAACAGAUGUGUCAUAUGAUUCCUCUCUACGAGAAAUUGGUCCAACUACUCGCUCUUGGAAACGUCCGUCUGGAUGCUUGAUUCAUGCAAUGUCUGUCGAUUUUUGUUCGGUUACUUGGGUUGAACAUGUGGAAUUGGGUGAUAAGAUCCAUACACACCGCCUAUACAAAAAUAUUAUUGAUAUCAAUAAUUUAUAUGGAGCAAAAAGUUGGAUUAAAGAGCUUCAAAGAAUGUGUGAGAAAUCAGCCAGUUUCUAUGUUCAAAGAAUAUCUAAUCAAGAUUUCGAAGGAGUGAUUCAAACACUUGAAGGGAGGAAGAGCGUGAUGAAGCUUUCACACCGAAUGGUUAAGAUGUUUUGUGAAAGUUUAGCCCUAGAAAAUAAAUUGAACUUUCAAAGUUUAAUUAAAGAGAGUAUUGGGGGGAUUAACAUAUCUGUUGAUACAAAUACUGGUAAAGGAAAACCAAAUGGCACAAUUAUUUGUGCUAGUUCCACACUUCUCAUUCCUCUACAAGCUGAUAAAGUUUUUGAAUUUCUCAUUGAUCAUACCGAAAGAUUUAAGUGGGAUGUACUUUCGUACGAAAAUCCAGUGCAAGAGAUUGCGCAUAUGUCGAAUGGACAUCCAGAAAAUUUCAUUUCUGUUAUUAAGCCUUCGGUCCCGGGCAUUGAAAAUCAGAUGGUGAUUCUUCAAGAAAGCUUCAAAUCAGCUGUGGGAUCAUAUGUUAUAUUUACUCCAACUGAUGUUGCGUCUUUUCAAGUUGCUAUUAAGGGUGAAGACACAAGAGGAAUGCAAAUUCUCUCUUCAGGUUUUGUUGUGUGCUCAAGUGAAAAAGAAUAUGAAAACUCUAAAGUUGGUUCUUUGUUGACUCUAGCUUACCAAAUUCUGGCUUCUACUUCAAAUGAAGGUAUGAUGGUGAGUACACAAGCUGUAUCAAAUGUCAACAACCUCUUGACUACUACCCUUGUCAAAGUGAGAGAUGCACUCAUGAUGAUGUAA
This is a messenger RNA of Vicia faba (fava bean), 2076 nucleotides long. NCBI's taxonomy places the organism in Eukaryota, Viridiplantae, Streptophyta, Magnoliopsida, Fabales, Fabaceae. The record is from the annotation of a GenBank genome assembly.